UACACAAUCAGCAGAUUUCUGUCAAUAAUUUGGAAGAUCAAUGUUAUGCCCAUAAUAUACAGCAAAAUUCGUCUUUCUUGACUAAAAUAGUAUUAUCAUAUCAGCCCCUAUCAGUUUGGUAAGAUAUGUUUUCUUUUGACCAAACAAAGAGAACUAUAAUCUUGUAUUACACCCUAGUGGCCUUAGAGUUCAUCUCACUAUGGCACCCAACUUUAGAAUAUCAGUCAAAGACGACGUUGUAUUAAAUUGAUAUCAGUUUGGUGUCUGGCGUUGUAUGUAUACCCUCGAUUCCUUGACUUACAUAUAUCUUCUUCCUUUCUACAAUCCCGAUUUUGCAUAGCCAUGGAGAAAUGCUCAUCCCUUAAGAUUGUUAUGAUUCCGUGGCUAGCCAUGGGACACUUGAUACCGUUCCUAGAACUCUCUAAGUUCUUAGCCAAGAAGGGUGUUACUGUGUUUUUCAUAACAACUCCUAAGAAUAUCAAAAGACUACCAAAAAUUCCAGCAAAUUUGUCGUCUUCCAUAAACUUGAUUAGCCUCCCUCUGCCUCAUCUUGAUCGCGUGCCUGAUGAUGCAGAGUCCUCUAUGGAUGUGCCCAGCACUUUGCAGCCCCUUUUGAAGAGCAGGUUCGAUUUGCUGGAAUAUCCAAUCACUGCUUUCUUAGAAGAGGUAAGACCAGACUGGAUUCUCUAUGAUUUCACUUCUUAUUGGAUCCCCCCAAUUGCAGCUAAGAUUGGCUCUUCAUGUGCAUACUUAGCUUUGUUCAAUGCUGCAACUUUGUCCUUCAUGGGACCCCCAGCCGAACUCUUAGCCAAUACUCGAUUAGUCCCUGAAGACUUUACUGUGGUUCCUGAUUGGAUUCCUUUUGAAUCAGACAUUGCUUAUCGGCUUCAUGAGGUGAUGAAGUUCAUGCAUUCAGUUGAUGCAGAUAUCGCGACACCAGAUACAGUGCGGUUUGGUGCCUCUAUUGCAGGAUGUGAUGUUGUUUGUAUCAGAACCUUGCCUGGGUUUGAGCCUACAUGGCUUGAGCUCCUUAGUAAGCUCUAUGAAAAAACUGUUCUUCCUAUUGGUUGCUUUUUUCCUGAUUAUUUGGUUGAUAACGAACAAUCAGACAAUGAAGAAUGGAUAUUGCUUAAGAAGUGGUUAGACUAUCGGAAACCAGAUUCUGUGCUGUAUGUUGCACUUGGGAGUGAGUCUACUUUAAGUCAAGAAGAACUCGAGGAAUUGGCUUUUGGUUUGGAGCUAUCCGGUAUACCAUUUAUCUUGGUCCUCCGCGAUCCACCUGGAUUGGCUAAAAAUGUGUUGGAGAUGCUUCCAGAAGGGUUCAAAGAUCGAGUAGCUGAUCGAGGGUUGGUUCACCUAGGCUGGGCUCCGCAGUUGAAGAUAUUGAGUCACCCCUCAAUUCGCGGUUUUUUCACACAUUGUGGGUGGAACUCAGUGGUUGAGGGUCUUGGACUUGGGCGCGUAAUGGUACUUUUCCCUGUGAUGAACGACCAAGGGCUGAUUGCUAGAUUGUUGGUGGGGAAAGGACUUGGGGUGGAGAUUGCACGCGAUGAGCAAGAUGGGUCGUUAAGAAGGGAAACCGUAGCCAAGGCAGUGCGGUUGGCAAUGGUUGAAAAAGAGGGUGAAGCAUUGAGGACCCAAUGUAGGAGAAUGAAAGAUGUUUUUGGUGAUAAGAACUUGAAUGGUCAGUAUAUUGAGGAGUUUAUCCAUUAUCUAGAAGAAAACAAGAAGUGAUAUUGAUGAUGUUUAGUACUCCGUAGCUCACUAUGAUCUACUCAAGUAUUUCAAAUAAUGCUCGGUUUGGAUACAAUUCAUUAGUUGGCUUUGGGAUUAUUUUUUUGACAAAACAUUAGUUGGCUAUGAUUAUUAGCUCAAGAAAGUAAUAAACAAGGAAAUAUGAAAGUACUUGGUGGUAUUAAUACAUGUCCAAAGAGGAAAUCUAGAAUUGGUGAAAUAAUGUAUUGUGAAUAAAUAGUAACCUCGUUGUAUUGUCAUUAUGUGUCGUAGUAGAUUAUUAGACAAAAUCUGUAAAGUUAAAUCUCGUAAAAUUGGGUCAAGCACACAAAGCCAAAAGUUGUAUAAAAUGCAUCUUUUCAAUUGGGAUGUGCCUUGAAGAAAAGUUUAGCAAUCUUAA
This is a messenger RNA of Chenopodium quinoa (quinoa), 2134 nucleotides long. Its product is annotated as UDP-glycosyltransferase 91C1-like. The coding region runs from base 343 to 1734 and encodes 463 amino acids. The transcript is spliced from 2 exons. NCBI's taxonomy places the organism in Eukaryota, Viridiplantae, Streptophyta, Magnoliopsida, Caryophyllales, Amaranthaceae. Gene Ontology annotation, molecular function: UDP-glycosyltransferase activity. The record is from RefSeq and is a predicted model, not a curated record.